Ostreococcus lucimarinus CCE9901 is the source of this 1245-nucleotide messenger RNA. RefSeq lists its product with no specific name. Lineage: Eukaryota; Viridiplantae; Chlorophyta; Mamiellophyceae; Mamiellales; Bathycoccaceae. The transcript is spliced from 2 exons. The coding region runs from base 1 to 1245 and encodes 414 amino acids. The record is from RefSeq and is a predicted model, not a curated record.
AUGGAGAGGAGGAAGGCGCGAGGACGCUUCGAUUGGGCGACGACGGCGGCGCGUCGACGAAGCGGAGUCGGAGCGCGAAGCGGAAGAGAUUUACAAGUGGUGAGCGAUAGUACGGAUGAGGAAAACUGUGAGGCGGGACGGGCGGAGGAAAGACGGCGGAAGAAGACGACGUACGCGCCCGAGCCUUUGCCGGAUUACGACGCGAAACCGAAACCAAAGCGCGCGGGGGAUUACGUGCACAUCAGCACGCCGUAUGUGCCCGAUCCGGAGAGCGAUGCGGCCAGAAUUUUGGCAAAGAGAGAUCAGUUUCGGCGAGAUGUUCGCGAAUCCGGCGCCGGGGCGUGGGAACUCAACGUCUUCCGGAGCGAGUUGCCGGACGACGAAGUGCGGGAGUUCCCGACUGCGACGACGCUCAAGAGAUCGGAUUUUAUCGCGUACAAAUUACGCCAUCCCACGCCCGGCGUGAGCGGUGAGUAUUAUCAGGGACGUGUGAUGCACUUCGAUCCCGUCACGAGAGAAGUCCGCGUCAAGCCCAUGCCCGAGGAUCGCGUCACGGCGGCGGGGCAUUUAUUCUUCAAACUUCGUCAGCGCGCGCCCGAGCCGUUCAAUAAGCUCGGUGAACUGAUCGGAAACUUUGACGAAGUGAUGCACGACGUCAGACUCAUAGGUGGUCGGAGCGUUUGGGAAGGCGACGUGCCGUCGAAGACUUGGACGCCCGGACGAGUGUAUCAAAAGCCGCCGGGUUGGCAGCCCGGGCAGCGGGAGACGAACGAAGAGUACGAGGAAUGGCUUGAAGAGCACAUUAAGAUACACGAGUACCAGAUGGCGAACGCGCGUAAAUGGGACGAGAAAAUCGUGCGCGGCGAUCGAAACUGGCGCGACGGCGACGGCGCGAGUCGACGACGACCGCAUCGGCACGAGCGCGCGCGCCAGCAACGAGAACGAGAAGAAGAGCGAGAACGCGAAGAAGCGCACCGUUGGCCGACUUCCGCGGAGGAACUGCAGGCAAAGUUGAUGGCGGAGUGGAAGGCGGAAGAAGCGGCGAACACGCUCGCUUCGCCAGCCGCUGCGCCCAAGCCUGGCGGUCUUCCGCCUCGCAUUCCCGGCGUCGAACAGCCGCCGCCGCCGCCGGGAUCGCCCCCGAAACCGACGACGGCGCGGAAGAAGUCGCCGGAGACGCGCCGCGCGCGCCGCGCGUCCACCGCCGCCGCGGUGGCCAUGUUUCGCGACUCUGGAGACAUUUGA